CAGUGUAGAUAGUCGCUCCGCCUCCGCGUGUCUUUCCACCAUGGUUUUCCGCGUAUCUAGCUUUCCCGAGUCGUACUCUAGCCCGUCAGAGUCCUCUACACAGCCCAGAAGGCCUUCGGUCAAAUGGGACUUGGGCUCGGAUUACGAGGACGUUACCGAGGAGACUACCGCUUCUGGCUCGGACUUCCGGCGCGAGAGAUUAGAAAACCAGCCGGAUCUUGGCCUCCACAUUCAACCGCAGAUCUACUUCCUGCGGCCGCGGUCCCCAAUACCCAAGUUGUUAUUCAGCUUAAUGAAUACCAACGAUGCAAAUGUGAAGAAGCUGUUACCCAAGAGCCAUUUAUCUCGGGUGAUCAUUCGUGACAACCUCAAUGCACAGCGUGUCUAUGAGAUGGAGAUGAAGGCCUCUGACAAGACCAAGAGGAAGAUGAGCUUCUUGUUCGACCACUUGAAGAAGAAGUUCAUGAUGGACCAGCUGAGAAAGAUGAUUCGCUGGAGACGGGAGUCCCUGAGCACCCAGCAGUACUUGAAUAAGGAACGGGCCUGAAGACACUCAGAUGGAGAGCCAACCACCAUAAACAUGGCAGAAUGAUCUGCCCCAGGAACACAAAACCACCCUGGUGAGAUCGAGGAGCCCUAGAACAUGCUAGUCUUCACCAUGGUAGAAAAAUAAAAGGAAAGCCAAGGAUAGGAUAGGAGC
This is a messenger RNA of Arvicanthis niloticus (Nile rat), 700 nucleotides long. RefSeq names its product chromosome 7 C5orf52 homolog (gene C7H5orf52). NCBI's taxonomy places the organism in Eukaryota, Metazoa, Chordata, Mammalia, Rodentia, Muridae. The record is from RefSeq and is a predicted model, not a curated record.